Molecule: messenger RNA, 945 nt
Organism: Ochotona princeps (American pika)
Lineage: Eukaryota; Metazoa; Chordata; Mammalia; Lagomorpha; Ochotonidae
Product: olfactory receptor 2A12-like
Exons: 1
Coding region: 1-945 (314 amino acids)
Biological process (GO): G protein-coupled receptor signaling pathway
Cellular component (GO): membrane
Molecular function (GO): olfactory receptor activity; G protein-coupled receptor activity
Source: RefSeq, a predicted model, not a curated record
AUGCAGAACCUUGGCCAGGAAAAUAGCUCUGUGUCCGAGUUCAUCCUCCUUGGCUUCUCCAGUGAGGCUCAGGUCAGAAUGGCCCUGUUCACUUUUUUUCUCCUCCUCUAUCUCAUCACCCUUAUGGGCAAUGGGCUCAUUGUCACCCUGAUCUACUUAGACUCAUGCCUCCACACGCCCAUGUACUUCUUUCUCAGUAUCCUCUCCUUGGUAGACAUGAGCUAUGUCACCACCACUGUGCCGCAGAUGUUGAUCAAUAUGGUGUUUCCUAGAAGGACCAUCUCCUGGGGAGCCUGCGUAGCCCAGAUGUUCAUCUUCUUGGUUCUGGGUAUUGCUGAGUGUGUGCUCUAUGCCAUUAUGGCCUAUGACAGGUAUGUGGCCAUUUGCUUUCCUCUUCACUACACAGUGCUCAUGAACCGUCCUGUUUGUAUCAAGAUGGUCACAAUAUGUGGGUCAAUUAGCAUCAGUGGGGCCCUAAUCUACACCAUCUUCACCAUGCGUCUGCCCUACUGUGGGCCCUACAAGAUCAACCAUUUCUUCUGUGAGGUCCCUGCAGUCCUGAAGUUGGCCUGUGCAGACACAUCCUUCAAUGACCGUCUGGACUUCAUCUUGGGUUUCAUCCUGCUCUUGGUCCCACUCUCCCUCAUCUUAGCCUCUUAUGUCCGCAUCUUUGCCUCCAUCUUAAGAAUUCACUCAACCCAAGGGAGACUCAAGUGCUUCUCCACUUGCGCUUCUCAUGUCACUGUAGUCACCAUGUUCUAUGGGCCUGCCAUGAUCAUGUACAUGAGGCCUGGCUCCUGGUAUGACCCAGAGCGCGACAAGAAGUUGGCCCUCUUCUACAACGUCGUCUCUGCCUUCCUCAAUCCCAUCAUCUACAGCCUCAGGAACAAGGAUGUGAAGAGUGCUUUUCUGAAGGUGCUUGGAGACAGAGGGGCAGCUCCAUGA